UAAGUGAUCGAUUAUACCUGUAUCUCUCGCGUAGCUCACUUAGAGAAAAUAUAUAUAUGUAUAAUAAAAGCCGGUGAAAACACUUCAGACUCUAUGACACGAGACUGGCAUUGAUGCCGAUACAGCUCAGUUGCAUUAUUGUAUCGAAGAGGCAGACAUCGAACGCUGGUGAAAGUAGUAUGCUGCUUAGGAAUGUAUAAAAUCGUCAUCUUGUCAAUGAAUCAUUGUCCAUACUGCCACACAUUCAGUGAAUUUUACACGUGACGAAGAAAAUAGUGUAAUUAGAUAAAGACCGAAGAAACCCUGGAAGCUUUAACCUAAAACGCUAAUCCUUUAAUCCGGGGAGGUUAAUCUGCAUUUGCAACUUUUAAAUCCAUUUUAAUUUUUAAUCCGUACAUAUAUAGACUUUAAUGAGCAGUAAACAAGAAAAUGGCGAGUUGUGAAGUUUGUCUCGUUCUUUUGCUAUCGUUAUUCUGUGUAUCUCAAGGAUACUUACUGAUAACAAACCCGAAGGUUGCUCAAAAGACUUAUUUUUCUGACAAUGAUUUUCGGAUAACUUGUUCUUUUACCGACAAUAUUUCUGAUCAAAUCAGAGGCCAAGUUUUAGAAAGCUUUCAAGCGGUAGUGGAAGUUUCAUCGGAGUACAAAAAGAGUUCCAAUUCAUCAUGGACACUGUAUCUAUUGUGUCCAAAUUUAAGUUCUGUGAACUUCAAACUGUCACCCAUUACACGGGUGAAACAGAAUGGGAAUAUGACUGAAUACUACCUUGAAUUUUCUCCACAAGACAUUCACAUCUUGGAUUGUUUGAAAACAGGGGGUUUGAAUCUGACUGUUUCUUUGUAUGACGAAAAUAUAAAACCAAACACAGUUAAUGGGGGAUAUCCUUUUUCUUUUCAAAGAUUGGAGGCUAAUUUUAUAGCGCCUGACUGCGACUUCAGCACGAGUUCCUGUUUUUCCUGGACGACGAAUGGCUCCAUGGUUCACCGCGAUUCCUGCAAAACAAGCGAUUUUUGUGAUGACGUACCAAGACCCAAGAAUAAUCUGUCCUUCACAGUGGCACAUGAGGAACAGAGAACUCAUUGGCGAUCACGUAACAUAUAUGGAACCGGAACCAACUGUUCUCUAAACAUUCUGAUGACUGCCUACGCUACUACUUACGUCACGGUAUCCAUCAAUUCAUCAAAGGGGUCAACCCCCUUAAUGCGAAAACACUUCAAUUCUGAAAAAAUGAACUGGACUGUUGUUAGAAUUCCGAUUGGCAGGGUGGACGAACUGUUUCAACUUACUGUCUGUAUACAUGCACUAUACAUAGCGGCAAUCCAAAGGAUCUGGCUAGCAAAUUGCGUGGAAAUAAAAGAAAUGCCACAGUGCAGUGAUAACGAGUUCCGAUGCGCUACUGGUAAAUGUAUCCCUAAGGACAGAGUAUGCGACUUAAACCCGGACUGUCCUGUACAAGAUGACGAAGAUAGGGGAUUCUGCGAUAGAAAUAACUACCGAGAUUUCUGUGAUGUGGACAACAACAGAUGUAACUGGACUCAGAGUCCCAAUUGUCCGUUUCAUAGAGAAAAUGUUAUCGAGUACAAUGUCGCCAAGUAUUACAAGUACUGUCAUAAUGGCGGGACAGACUUUGCCCUAUUUACUGAUAAAUGUAAAAAGGGGGAAUCUUCCAAAAUGAUAAGCCCAGUGAUGCAGCCAUUCAACGCUUCUAAGGACUGUAGGUUGCGGUUUUGGUAUAUUGCAGACUUUGAUAAAAUAAGUGUUUCCGUCUGCUCUAACGAAUCGAAGUGUGAGCUUGUGAAAAUGUUUAAAAGUUAUACCGCUGAGUUGGAAUGGCAACGAGCAUCUGUUGAUUUACCACAUCGAUAUCAACCAUACCAUGUGGUAUUACAAGGAUCCCUUGCGCCUAGCGGUGGUAUUGUAGCCUUGGACCAAAUAAGUUUUACACCUGACUGCUUUACAACGUCAGACGAAUGGAUAGCACCGCACAUGGAAGAGGUGUCUACUCAGGUGGAGGUAGAUAACAGUUCUAGUUAUAUGCUGACAAUUCUCGGUAUUGGGGCUGGUAUUGUCGUUGCUAUGGUUACUGCUGUGAUCAUAUUCUCAGUUUUCAAGAAGAGGCGAAAUCUCAAGGAUGAAAGUCUUCGGAAUAUACUUCCGGUGUCAACAUCUACAACUUCCACCGGGAUAGACGGGAAGUGUUCUAUUCCGGUAGACAUAUCUGACGCGUCGUCAGGUGACAGCGAGCACCACAGCCUCGUUCCCAGUAAUCUGGCUGUGUCUCAUAUCUCGCCAUACUACGAGUGGACCGAGGACAAGAUUAGAGAUAUACCUAGAAAGAAUAUCAAACUUGUUAGACUUCUCGGUAAGGGUGCGUUCGGAGAGGUCUAUUACGGAAUACUAGCCGACGUAUCGCGUCUUAGAAGGGAUUUACCAAUAGCUGUCAAGAAAUUACCAACUUUAUGUGCCGAACAAACUAAAGCAGAGCUUUUUUUCGAAGCUAUAACUUUAAGUAAAUUUAACCACCCAAACAUCGUUCGCUUUCUUGGAAUCUCUACUGAUGAUCAUGAUCGCUCAAUGUAUCUAUUGCUGGAAUUAAUGGAGGGCGGAGAACUCAGGACCUUUAUAAGGGAAUCAAGACCAAAGCAGCCUCAUGAGCCAUCCUAUCUGACUUUACAUGAUCUACUGAAGUUAGGAAUAGAUGUAGCCAGGGGUUGUCACUACUUAGAACAAAACAAAUUCAUUCACCGGGAUAUUGCUGCAAGAAACUGUCUUCUGACUGAAAAAGGUCCCAAUCGUGUGGCCAAGAUAGGUGAUUUUGGAAUGGCAAGGGAUGUACUAAGAACCAAUUACUACAGAAAAAAUGGCCGAGCAAUGGUUCCGGUGAAAUGGAUGCCCCCAGAAAGCUUUCUUGACGGGAUAUUUACGUCUAAAACUGAUGUCUGGGCAUUUGGUGUAGUUUUAUGGGAGCUGUUUUCAAUGGGUCACGUGCCAUAUCCCGGAAAAUCUAAUGGUGAAGUUAUGAAAUAUGUAAAGGGAGGAGGGAGACUCGAGAAACCUCCUUUAUGUCCAUAUCAAAUUUAUGGCUUGAUGUUACGUUGCUGGCAAGUUGAUGCGGACAUCCGCCCUAAUUUUACUGGUAUUGUGGAAGAACUUAAUAGAAUUCUUAAUGAAGAAGAAAUAUCGUCAUUGAUAACUUAUGAAGACAUAAUGGGUAUACAGUCGAACACGUGUGACCAAGAUCAAGUGACUUCUGGAAGUGUGACUUAUGCUGAGGACAUUAAACAUAGCAUGGCUGAUACAAAGCUGCUUUCUGAAAUUGACAGUCAUGACAGUGAUUAGCCUAACAGAAUCGAAUGUCCUCAUAAGCCGUAACUUACCAUCAUCAAACUAAAUGCAUAGUUAUUAAUUAUGAUGCACUUAUCACUAUCUUCAUUAGGCAGCUUUCAUAUCUCUAUCAUUAUUUUUAUGAUAUUUUUUAAUUGUUUUGUUUGAAUGGUAGAAGAAAAUGUAAACCUUUGUAAAGUCAGUAAGCUUGCGGUGGAGAGAGAGGGGGGAGAGAGAGAGAGCACCCAUAUCUGUGAUAAAUUUUAAUUUUUAAAGGGCAAACUAUUUGCAUGUCAUUUUAUUUCACCUGAGUUGGAGGCUUAAGUGAGUUUUUUCUGAUAAAAUUUGUCUGAUGUCUGUGGUACGUUGUCUUUGGUCUUAUUGUUUACUUUCACAAUUUCUCCCUUUCAUCCAAAUUCUCUUGACCAAUUUUAACCAAACUUAAUUUAAAACAGGGCAUCAUCGAUGUAGGCGUUUCAAUUUUUUAAAUGAAUAACUACAUUCUUUUUUGUCUUUUCAAGAUAGUCUCAAUAAACACUGGGCCAGAAAAGAUGAAACUUUUGUAAAAACUUCUGAAGCUUAAAGCGUGUUUAGGCUAUUGUGGGGCCCCCAUAGACAUUUUAAGUUGAACAUGAGAAUAAAAAGGAAUAUAUUUUUUCUUAUAAUUCUGCUUCGAACUGUAUAUCAGAGAUUAUCUUUUUAGAGAAAGAUAAUCAAGUACAUGUAGCAUGUAUUUAAGUUUGUUCAACUCAUAACACACAAGAUAGGGUAGGACCAAAAUCAGUUUUCAUUUAUAGCGGGAAUAUCAGGUGAUAGAAAACAACAAAGUCAUAGUCAUUUAGGUGAGCCAUGUGACCCAUGAACCUCUUGUUUUAACUUUCAUGUCAUUAGAAAUAGUUCUUUGUCAUUCAAUCUAUUGUUUAUAUUGUUAUUGCUUAAACAAGCAGUAUAAUUUUAUAAAUUCAGGAUUUUUAAGGAUAACGGGCAAAACUGUUGGAAUCCCUCAAAGUGGUUCGUUUCAAUCCUGGAUCUGGUAACUGUGCUUUGUUUUAUGAGCUGUAUAUUAAAUUUCUAAUUGUGAAAGGCUUGUUGAGACUUAAAUAAAUAAGUAAAUUUAAUCUGUUCCUA
Molecule: messenger RNA, 4452 nt
Organism: Saccostrea cuccullata (small rock oyster)
Lineage: Eukaryota; Metazoa; Mollusca; Bivalvia; Ostreida; Ostreidae
Exons: 20
Coding region: 430-3339 (969 amino acids)
Biological process (GO): multicellular organism development; cell surface receptor protein tyrosine kinase signaling pathway; protein phosphorylation
Cellular component (GO): plasma membrane; signaling receptor complex
Molecular function (GO): transmembrane receptor protein tyrosine kinase activity; ATP binding; protein binding
Source: RefSeq, a predicted model, not a curated record